AAUAAAAAUCAAUUUAAGUUAACUACGAUUUGAAAAUGUGGAUUAAUUUUUCCCUGUUUGAAUAUUAUGAACUUAUUUAUUACUUAAAAUAUCGUCUUGGAUCUCAGGAUGUAAAAGAGAGCAUAAAUGUAAUUUACCUUUGCAGUCUCUUUUUCAUUAUUUCAUACGUGAUUUUUCACAAAAUUGUCAAGAAAUUCCUAUUGAAACCAAAAAUAUCUUCAGAUAAACAUGGUGCUAUUAUAGAUGCUGCCUACAACAUUGUGUUCUUUCUCACUUCAACUUCCUUCCUGAUUUUAUAUCACGGCUAUUUCAUUAAGAAUGAGAUUAAUACAGAAAUUAAUGAAUUUAAUCCCAAAGGAAAAAGUUUGCUAUUCCAUAAAACUUGCGAUAUUAUUAAAUUUAAAAUAUUGACAUACAUCUUGAUUAGUUACAACAUUUUCUCUUUUUUCAAAGAUUUGUUUACUCGUGACAUUUCUAGCGCAAUCUCAAAUUUUCUUUUUGUUACUUUGUUAUUAACUUCAUUUUCCAACAGAUACGAAAAUUACACAGUUGUUCUGACUAUUAAUAUUGGUCUUUUUCAUGUAUUCACGAAGCUACUCUUAAUUCUAACGUUUAACACAAAGAAAAGUCAAACAAUGAUGUUUCGAAUGUUAGCUGGAUUUAAAUUUGCAGCAUGGAUGUAUAUGUUCCUCAGUUUUUUACCAUUUCAAUAUUUGUUGCCAUCUUUGGAUACAAAUAUUAAUGACUCAUUGUGUUUGAAUACUGUUUUCAUCAGUUGGUAUGUUUUCAAUUUAUGGACAUCUCCCAUGUUGAGAAUUUUCUAUCAUCAACUUUACCAUUUGACAAUUUCGGAUUGUCCCGGAGGGAAUUCCUUAAGUCGAUGUAUAUUACUUAAGGAUUCUCCGGAAUUUGAGCAUCAAAUGAAACUGAAACAAGCUUAUUUAGAUGUCCGCCUUCACAAUCAGCGACAUAUACUCAAUAAAUUAAAUCUUAGUGAAUCUGCUGCAUCUUGUUCAAGUUCCACAGCAUUCCAAACUAUCAAAUGUGUUUUAUCAUUGAAAAGAAAAUUAAAAAGAAUUCGUGAAAAUCAUAAAACUGUACAAAACAAUAAUUAA
Molecule: messenger RNA, 1115 nt
Organism: Clunio marinus
Lineage: Eukaryota; Metazoa; Arthropoda; Insecta; Diptera; Chironomidae
Source: the annotation of a GenBank genome assembly